AUGCCCAGCUGUUGUCAUUCCCCAGGAGCAGACAGGCCCAGCAAACCAGGCGGGGUCAGGGCACCAGUGAAUAUCAAACCAGGGCAGGGCAAACCAGUGUACAUCAAACCAGUGAAUAUCAAACCAGUGCAGGGCAAACCAGGGCACAAAAAAACAGUGCCCAUCAAACCAGUGCCUGAAAAACCAGUGUACAUCAAACCAGUGAAUAUCAAACCAGUGCAGGGCAAACCAGGGCACAAAAAAACAGUGCCCAUCAAACCAGUGCCUGAAAAACCAGUGUCCAUCAAACCAGUGAAUAUCAAACCAGUGCAGAGCAAACCAGUGCCCAACAAACCAGUGCCCAUUAAACCAGUAAAUAUCAAACCAACGCCCAUCAAACCAGUAACUAUCAAACCAGUGAACUUCAAACCAGUGAACUUCAAACCAGUGCCCAUCAGUUACCCCAAAACUCCCUGA
Molecule: messenger RNA, 456 nt
Organism: Passer montanus (Eurasian tree sparrow)
Lineage: Eukaryota; Metazoa; Chordata; Aves; Passeriformes; Passeridae
Product: repetitive proline-rich cell wall protein 1-like
Exons: 1
Coding region: 1-456 (151 amino acids)
Source: RefSeq, a predicted model, not a curated record